Molecule: messenger RNA, 1503 nt
Organism: Postia placenta MAD-698-R-SB12
Lineage: Eukaryota; Fungi; Basidiomycota; Agaricomycetes; Polyporales; Adustoporiaceae
Exons: 11
Coding region: 1-1503 (500 amino acids)
Molecular function (GO): chloride channel activity
Source: RefSeq, a predicted model, not a curated record
AUGCACGCUGUUGACCCCUUCUCGCAUACUAGUGGCGGGUUCUUCGUCCAGCUUCUAAAUGCCAUCUCGGCAACCGCGCUCAUCCGAUGCUGGCCUCUGCUCGUGUUCUUCACUGCCUGGGCGACAGCGAUCAGUGUCAUCAGCCACUCGGUGCAUAAUCUUGGGAUACAAAGCACGUUGUUGACAGUCAUCGGUACCGUUCUGGGUUUUGUGGUGUCAUAUCGAACCACGUCAAGCUUCGAACGGUACAAUGAAGGUCGCAAGCUCUGGUCGCAAAUCGUCCUAGCCAGCCGGACGUUCUCCCGCACUGUCUGGUUCCACGUCCCCGGUGAGCUUUUCCCCUCCCGCAAGCAGCGCGUGAUCAUCGAGAAGAAGACCGUCAUCAAUCUUGUCGAAGCGUUCGCUGUCUCCGUCAAGCACUACCUGCGCGGCGAGGAGGGUGUGUACUACGUUGACCUCUACCACCUCGUCAAGUACCUGCCAUCGUACGCGCUUCCGCCGGGCAUUCCCUCGCAGCUCGACGUGUCCGAUGUCGCAAGCACAGGCGCGGGCGGGGCGUCCGAGGGCGAGCGCGAUCGCCGCCUGUCCGAUGUGCGCUCGUUCCGCAGCGUCGCGCAGUCCGCGCGUUCGCCAGUGUCGCCGCGCUCGCAGCACCUCCCGCUGCCUGUCACGUCUCCGAAUCGCCGCACCACGUUCGCGCCGAACGGGCUGCCGAAACCAAGUCUCGAGCGCGAGGUGUCGGAGGGCGAGAUGAAGGAGGAGAAAAGCUCGAUGGCGAUGUUUGUCGACGAGAGCUUCUUGCUUCCUGCGCGCAACCCGCCGAAGUACCACCUCCUGGAUCUGUUCCCGUUGUCGUUGAUUGUGCGGCUACUCACGAAGAAAGGGAAGGAUGUCAAGGGCAAGACAGCGGCGAAAAUCAGGGCCAAACUGCGGAGCAAGACGGUCACGCAUAACUUGCCGCUGGAAAUCUCGUUCUACCUUAGUUCAUACGUAGCGACUCUCCAAAACCGCAAGGUCGUGGAUGCACCAACAUCAACCGCGCUCCUCAACUCACUCCUCCAGCUUGUGGAUGCGCUGACGGGUCUCGAGCGUAUUCUGACUACGCCGAUCCCCUUCUCGUAUCGCGUGCACUUGUGGACGGUUACUGUCCUGUACAAUCUCUUCUUGCCCUUCCAGAUCUGGAACACCCUCGGAUGGCUAACAAUCCCGGCAACAACUCUGCUUAGCUUCAUCUUCUUUGGUUUCUUGGUUGCCGGAGAGGAGAUUGAGAAUCCGUUCGGUUACGACAAGAAUGACCUGAACAUGGACCACUUCACGAACAAUAUCAUCCGCAGUGAACUCCGCGCACUGACAGCACUCCCAGUCCCUGAUCCCACGGUUUGGGCGUUCUCGCAGUACAACGACCAGAUCUUCGGCUCGCACCCCACAGAGCGCAUAUCGCCCGAGGAAUGGAUGCGCCGCGGCUAUGGCAGUAUGCAGGCCGCACUUUACGAAGCGGCAUAA